Aureococcus anophagefferens is the source of this 981-nucleotide messenger RNA. RefSeq lists its product as hypothetical. NCBI's taxonomy places the organism in Eukaryota, Pelagophyceae, Pelagomonadales, Pelagomonadaceae. The record is from RefSeq and is a predicted model, not a curated record. The transcript is spliced from 2 exons. The annotation marks the transcript as partial. Gene Ontology annotation, molecular function: N-acetylglucosamine-6-sulfatase activity; glycosaminoglycan binding.
GCGGCCUCGAGCCGCAGGAACAUCAUCCUCAUCCUCACCGACGACCAGGACAUCGAGCUCGGCGGCAUGACGCCCAUGCAAAAGACGCAAAAGGAGUUCGCGGGCGGCGUCAAGUUCGACCACUUCUACGUGAACACGCCCAUCUGCUGCCCGUCGCGCAUGCAGCUGCUCUCCGGGCGCUACGGCCACAACAUCCGCGACGCGCGGCUCGACCCCUGCGGCUGCAUGCGCAUGGACUGCUCGCGGGCCUUCGAAGAGGCGACGUACGCCACCGCGCUCCGGCGCUCGGGCUACGCGACGGCCUACGUCGGCAAGUACCUGAACCCGCCGGCGAUGGUGCGCUACUGCCGCAACGAGACGCUCGGCCCCCUCGAGCACGGCUGGCCGCCGGGCUGGGACGCGUUCUUCGGCAUGUGCGACCAGGCGAGCACGCCCCAGGGCGCCUACUACUCCGUCAACUGGGUCGACUCCGCGGCCGGGGCCGUCGUCUUCACGGGCUCCGAGCCGGCCGACUACACGACGUCGAUCGUCGGCAACCGCUCCGUCGCCUACCUCAAGUUGGCGCCGAAGGACCGGCCCUUCUUCCUCGCGGCCGCCGUCCGCGCGCCGCACGCGCCGCAGCUGCCGCCGCCCUGGCACGCGUCGGCGUUCCCGGACGCGCGCGUGCCCCGCGACGGCGCCUACAACGCGACCCCGACCGGCAAGCCCUACUGGAUGUCCCGGAACCCGCCGCUGAGCGACGAGGACGCCGCGGAGUUCGACGCGGUCUACGCGGACCGCUGGCGGGCGCUCCUCGCGGUCGACGACCUCGUCGCGGGCGUCUUCGACGAGCUCCGCGCGUCGUCCUUGAUCGACGACACCUACGUCUUCUACACGAGCGACCACGGAUAUCACAUGGGCCACUUCCGUCUCCCCCCCUUGAAGAUGCACAAGUACGAGUUCGACAUCCGCGUGCCGCUGCUCGCGACGGGCCCGGGCCUC